Messenger RNA from Thermochaetoides thermophila DSM 1495, 1053 nucleotides. RefSeq lists its product as uncharacterized. The coding region runs from base 1 to 1053 and encodes 350 amino acids. Gene Ontology annotation, molecular function: methyltransferase activity. The transcript is spliced from 3 exons. The record is from RefSeq and is a predicted model, not a curated record. Lineage: Eukaryota; Fungi; Ascomycota; Sordariomycetes; Sordariales; Chaetomiaceae.
AUGUCAGGUUCGGAGGAAACAAAGCCUACGACGACGGGCUUGCUUCCUGCUUCCCACUGGAAGUCGCUCAACGUCGAAGAAGACGACCACAGCGAUGCUUCCUCUUUCGCCUCCAGCAACGCAAGCAGCACCACCUCUCUCCGGGACAGCAUCCUGGAAUACCGCAAAAUCCUGGGGCGAACCUAUCACCACGAGCUGGGUGACGCAGAGAAUUGGACACCGAACGAUGACAAGCACACAGAGAGCAUGGAGCUGGUCCACUACCUGACUCUCGUCGCCAUGAAAAACAAGCUCUUCCACGCCCCUCUGAACACAGACAAGCUAAAGAAAGUCCUCGACGUCGGCACCGGCACGGGCCACUGGGCCAUCGACUUUGGCGAUCAAUAUCCCAACGUCGAAGUCACGGGGACAGAUAUCACCCCCAUCCAGCCGGCAUGGACACCUCCUAACGUGAGCUGGGAGAUUGACGACGCAAACCAAGACUGGACCUGGCCCGAAAACACAUUCGACUUCAUCCACGUGCGGUAUCUCAUGGGGUGCAUCCGGAACUGGAAGAAGUUCUAUCAAGACGCCUUCCGCUGCCUCAAGCCUGGAGGAUGGCUUGAGCACCAUGAGUCUUCUUCCUCGUGGUACAGCGAUACGGAAGGCGUUGGCCCAGACCAUACCGUUGCCGAGGACAGUCCGGUGGGUCAGACGGUAAAGAUCUUCCAGAGUUCGGGCGAGAGGAUUGGCCGGACGUUUCGAGUGUUUGAGGAUGAGCUUCAGCAGAAGCUUAUGAAAGAGGUUGGCUUUGUCGACAUUGGAUUCAAGAAUUACGAUGUUCCUAUCGGGAGUUGGCCUGAGGAUCCGGAGCAGAAGCAACUUGGCAUUCUGGGAGGAGAGGCCCUUCUCGGCGAUCUUGAGGGUUACAUGCUCUACGUCCUGACAAAGGUCGAAGGCUGGUCCGAAGACGAAGCCAGGACCUUUACGGCCCAUGUGCGUGCACAGCUUCGCAAGCCUGGAUUCAAUCCUUACUUCAAGCGUCGUGCCGUUUGGGGCAGGAAACCUGAGUGA